Molecule: messenger RNA, 8111 nt
Organism: Oncorhynchus mykiss (rainbow trout)
Lineage: Eukaryota; Metazoa; Chordata; Actinopteri; Salmoniformes; Salmonidae
Source: RefSeq, a predicted model, not a curated record
UUCCCGGAAGUAUCGCGAUAUUGCGCCUCUGGGUUUAGAAACUCUGUGCUAAAAGCAUAUAUCACUACCAAACCAGGGAAGAAAAAGAAGAGAGGAGAGAAAGGAAAGCGAACGCGCAAAUACAUGCAUACAAUGAUAGCAGAAAUUGGUGCCGCCGACAAUCCCAAGGCCAGCUCCAGCUAUCCCCAUCCCCAAGCAGCUGUGAUCUGCCCGGACUCACCGGUUUCAUUCGCCCCGGACUACGGAGUCGGACAGCUGUUCAUACGUAGCGCCUCGUCCAGGAGGGACACACAGACGUCCGCGGGGAGUAUCAACCCAGACGAGAGCUCCAUCAAGCCGCUGGUAUCCGGAGUAUCCUCCGCUAUUACAGACGCCUAUAUCAUGACCUCUGAGGAAUUCAUGCAGACCGCUCCCUUGUUCGGCCAGAGGUCCAAGAGGAACGUUCUCUACAAGAUCCUGUGUUUCCUCAUUCUGAUAUUCCAAGGAGGCAUUCUAGAUUUCUACCUCAUUAUCUUCACGGAUCUGUACUGGUGUUCGUGGAUCGCCACGGAUCUGGUGGUGAUCUCUGGCUGGGGGAUCUUCUUCAUGAAGAACGCCAGGAGCAAGAGAGAGCGGGCGUGUGGGUUCCACCAAAAGAACUCUAUAUUCGGCUGUAACCUCGGCGAGUUUACCUACGCCUACCUGGCCUGGUUAAUCUACGUGAUCGCCUGCACCCCUAAAAUAGUCCUCAUUCUAGAGACUUCGAUAUUAGAUCUCAUCGCGCUCAAAGUUCCGUUCGGUGUAACCGGAUUUAAGAUUAUCACGUUGCUCUCGGUCCCGUUACUCUACUGUCUCGUCAAUUCUAUCACCGAGGACCAGAACGGAGCUACGCGCCACCGGUCCCAAAGCUGCUUCAUAACCACCUGUCUGGACCUCGCAGACUGUUUUACCCUGGUGGAGUUGUUUCUGAAGAACGAGAUACCGACGGUCUAUUUAAAAUACACGGUCAUCUCGGUGUAUUUCAUCGCCCUGGGCGUCCCAGUGGUGUGGUUAUACGAGUUGACAGCCUCCGAGAUGCGCUGUCGCUGGGUCUGGGCUAGGUUCCUGGUCGGUGUGUUGGUCAACGCCCCACUUCUGGUGGUGCGGUGUUUCCAGGUGUAUGUUCACGAGAUGCCCGUCUCAGUGUUCAUGUUCAAGAAUAUGUUCUUCCUGGCCUGUAAGUGUCUGGAGCUGAUAGAACAGUGUUUCACAGUGCGGGGUGUCAGGAGGUUCGGUGAGGGAAGCAACCCGGCGCAGUUCUCUCACUGUGUCUCAGAGAACGAUAUGUGUCCCCAUGGAUAUGUCAACACCCUGGCGGUUACCACGCAGUCAUAGGCCCGGCUUGGAUCUCACCCUGGCCGUCACUACCUAGACCUAAAACGGCCUGGAUUUUAUUUUAUCCCCCUGGAGGGUGGAAGGCACAUGAGUGAUGCUGAAGGAAGAAUUUUGAGGGACAGGGUUACGCCCUUAAACGGCACCCUAUGCCCUAUAUAGUGCACCUACUUUUGACCAGGGCUAAUAGGGUUCUGAUCAAAGGGAGUGCACUAUAUAGGGAAUAGGGUGCCAAUGAGGAUGCAUCAACGACAGCCUUAUUGACGAUUUUGUAAUUUAUUCAGAUGUGAACAUUUGAUAACAACAGGUGCUACAGAAUCAUUAUGCAUCAACUACACCUGCUUAAGAUCUGGUCAACCUGGCAGACCUGGCAGACCUGGCCAACCUGGCAGACCUGGCAGACCUGGCCACUGGCCAACGAUUGUCGUUUUGAAAUGGGAGUCUUGGAUAUGGUGUCAAUGUCGAUGUAAAGUCAUGUUUUACGUUGGUAGAGUCUUGUCUCUCAAUCUGUGAAACUUCCAAAUAGCAUUUCCUAAUCAAUGAAUAGAUGGAAACCUUGUGGUAAUAUAGAUACCUGAUUAGUGUGUAAUUGCGGUAUACGUAAUGAUUCUAAUGUGUAAUCAUGUCCUCUCAUAUCCUAAACUAUUUUUGGGGGAAUAUUUCAUGUUAUCAAUAUAAAUCAAUUGAUAUUUCUUAAAGAAUUUGACAUCACUAUGUGUAUUUUACUGUAUGCUUUGAAGUAGCACGACAAUGUGUCAUGAUGAUAUGAGAUAGAGCAGGCAGCUAUAGAGCAACCUCUUUAUUAUACUGUGUCUCUGUCUGUCUGUCUGUCUGUUAACAUGUGUACUGACAGUCUGUCUAUCUGUCAACAUGUGUACUGACAGUCUGUCUGUUUGUCUAUCUGUCAAAAUGUGUACUGACAGUCUUGACUGAUGGAAUUUAUACAGGGUCAGCCUUGCCAAUUUGUCACCCAGAAAUGAACGGAGCUUCAAAAAAGUGAAUAUAAAUGUGAUAUCGUUUAGAUCAAACAUGAUGAGACAAUCUACUCCAAGGUGCUAUGAAGGAAUGUGCAGCUGUGGAAUCAGAUGUGAGUGGCGUUGAUAUGCGUAAUCAGAUGGGUGUGGCGUUGAUAUGCGGAAUCAGAUGUGUGUGGCGUUGAUAUGCGUAAUCAGAUGUGAGUGGCGUUGAUAUGCGUAAUCAGAUGGGUGUGGCGUUGAUAUGCGGAAUCAGAUGUGUGUGGCGUUGAUAUGCGUAAUCAGAUGGGUGUGGCGUUGAUAUGCGUAAUCAGAUGGGUGUGGCGUUGAUAUGCGUAAUCAGAUGGGUGUGGCGUUGAUAUGCGUAAUCAGAUGGGUGUGGCGUUGAUAUGCGUAAUCAGAUGGGUGUGGCGUUGAUAUGCGUAAUCAGAUGGGUGUGGCGUUGAUAUGCGUAAUCAGAUGGGUGUGGCGUUGAUAUGCGUAAUCAGAUGGGUUUGGCGUUGAUAUGCGAGGUGUUUGACAUCCUAUUGCCGGAACUCUGGAUAAAAAUUUAAAAAACACUGCUAUUAUUACCUAACAGAAGACCCUUAUGUGGAUGAGAGAAAUAUAGGUCACUGUGCAACCAAUAGAACAGGGUUGAGAGAAUGCAGGAAUUACAGACAGAUCGGAGAAUAAAUCACGAUCGUAAACACUUGUCAUCUCAAAAUGUAGGUCUCUGUUUCUCCUCAUGGAUCUUCUCAUACAGUGAAAAACACCAAAAUGAUGUUUGAUAAAAAAAGUACCCAAAUACAUAUUGGUAAUGACCGCAGUCUGCAGAGAAGACACUAUUGUACAGUACGUAACAUCAGCCGCCAUCUCGCAUUUACUGUGUUACAAAAAGGAGUCCCUUUAGUUUCCAGUACCUAAGCCUCUAGUCAUUAAAAAAAGAUCUUGGAUGUGAUAUAAUUCAUUCAACCUAAUGGUGAUCUGUGACAUUUCCUGUUCCUGUUUGUCCUUCACUUUCUUUUUUCCUGAUGGGGGGAAAAAAAAAAAGAGUGAGCUGAAUAUAGCCUGAGUUCCGGUCUGUAUGUGCCAUCACGCCAGCUCCUUGUUACUCAGCCUCAGUGCACGCCAAACUGUUUGUGUUGUAUGGAGUAUGGCUAGAACACCAACUGAUCUGAGACCAGGCUAUGAGUGUUGUAUGGAGUAUGGCUAGAACACCAACUGAUCUGAGACCAGGCUAUGAGUGUUGUAUGGAGUAUGGCUAGAACACCAACUGAUCUGAGACCAGGCUAUGAGUGUUGUAUGGAGUAUGGCUAGAACACCAACUGAUCUGAGACCAGGCUAUGAGUGUUGUAUGGAGUAUGGCUAGAACACCAACUGAUCUGAGACCAGGCUAUGAGUGUUGUAUGGAGUAUGGCUAGAACACCAACUGAUCUGAGACCAGGCUAUGAGUGUUGUAUGGAGUAUGGCUAGAACACCAACUGAUCUGAGACCAGGCUAUGAUGAAGAUGCAGGUAGGUGAUGAAUAGGAAUGAAAAAAACACUUAAGAAAAAAAAAUGGUGCCUUUUUGAGUGCAGUGUGAAGUGAACAGGAUUGUUGAUGGGUUCCUUCAUGAAGUGUUGUGGAAUAAAAGGACAUUAUAUUUUAGCAUAUAAAGUCAAAUUAGGAUAUUUAUAUUGAGGGAUUUAAAAUGAGGAGUCCUUCUACCUAGCCUUAUGUUGGCUGAUGGGACUGAGGUGUCCUUCCACCUAGCCUUAUGUUGGCUGAUGGGACUGAGGUGUCCUUCCACCUAGCCUUAUGUUGGCUGAUGGGACUGAGGUGUCCUUCUACCUAGCCUUCUGUUGGCUGAUGGGACUGAGGUGUCCUUCUACCUAGCCUUAUGUUGGCUGAUUGAACUGAGGUGUCCUUCUACCUAGCCUUAUGUUGGCUGAUUGAACUGAGGUGUCCUUCUACCUAGCCUUAUGUUGGCUGAUUGGACUGAGGUGUCCUUCUAUCUAGCCUUAUGUUGGCUGAUGGGACUGAGGUGUCCUUCUAUCUAGCCUUAUGUUGGCUGAUGGGACUGAGGUGUCCUUCUACCUAGCCUUAUGUUGGCUGAUUGGACUGAGGUGUCCUUCUAUCUAGCCUUAUGUUGGCUGAUGGGACUGAGGUGUCCUUCCACCUAGCCUUAUGUUGGCUGAUGGGACUGAGGUGUCCUUCUACCUAGCCUUAUGUUGGCUGAUUGAACUGAGGUGUCCUUCUACCUAGCCUUAUGUUGGCUGAUGGGACUGAGGUGUCCUUCUACCUAGCCUUAUGUUGGCUGAUUUGAACUGAGGUGUCCUUCUAUCUAGCCUUAUGUUGGCUGAUGGGACUGAGGUGUCCUUCUACCUAGCCUUAUGUUGGCUGAUUUGAACUGAGGUGUCCUUCUACCUAGCCUUAUGUUGGCUGAUGGGACUGAGGUGUCCUUCUACCUAGCCUUAUGUUGGCUGAUGGGACUGAGGUGUCCUUCUACCUAGCCUUGUGUUGGUUGAUUGAAAUGAGGUGUCCUUCUACCUAGCCUUAUGUUGGCUGAUUGAACUGAGGUGUCCUUCUACCUAGCCUUAUGUUGGCUGAUUGGACUGAGGUGUCCUUCCACCUAGCCUUAUGUUGGCUGAUUGAACUGAGGUGUCCUUCUACCUAGCCUUAUGUUGGCUGAUGGGACUGAGGUGUCCUUCCACCUAGCCUUAUGUUGGCUGAUGGGACUGAGGUGUCCUUCUACCUAGCCUUAUGUUGGCUGAUGGGACUGAGGUGUCCUUCUACCUAGUCUUAUGUUGGCUGAUGGGACUGAGGUGUCCUUCUACCUAGCCUUAUGUUGGCUGAUUGAACUGAGGUGUCCUUCUACCUAGCCUUAUGUUGGCUGAUUGAACUGAGGUGUCCUUCUACCUAGCCUUAUGUUGGCUGAUUGAACUGAGGUGUCCUUCUACCUAGCCUUAUGUUGGCUGAUUGGACUGAGGUGUCCUUCCACCUAGCCUUAUGUUGGCUGAUUGAACUGAGGUGUCCUUCUACCUAGCCUUAUGUUGGCUGAUGGGACUGAGGUGUCCUUCCACCUAGCCUUAUGUUGGCUGAUGGGACUGAGGUGUCCUUCUACCUAGCCUUAUGUUGGCUGAUUGAACUGAGGUGUCCUUCUACCUAGCCUUAUGUUGGCUGAUUGAACUGAGGUGUCCUUCUACCUAGCCUUAUGUUGGCUGAUUGAACUGAGGUGUCCUUCUACCUAGCCUUAUGUUGGCUGAUUGGACUGAGGUGUCCUUCCACCUAGCCUUAUGUUGGCUGAUUGAACUGAGGUGUCCUUCUACCUAGCCUUAUGUUGGCUGAUGGGACUGAGGUGUCCUUCCACCUAGCCUUAUGUUGGCUGAUGGGACUGAGGUGUCCUUCUACCUAGCCUUAUGUUGGCUGAUGGGACUGAGGUGUCCUUCUACCUAGCCUUAUGUUGGCUGAUGGGACUGAGGUGUCCUUCUACCUAGCCUUAUGUUGGCUGAUUGAACUGAGGUGUCCUUCUACCUAGCCUUAUGUUGGCUGAUUGAACUGAGGUGUCCUUCUACCUAGCCUUAUGUUGGCUGAUUGAACUGAGGUGUCCUUCUACCUAGCCUUAUGUUGGCUGAUUUGACCUCAAAUAAAACUGGAAUGGCCCUUUCUUGCUUCUGUUUGUUCCUAAUCAAUCAAGCCAACGUAUUUACAGUGUUUUUAUACUUUUCACAUAUUAUUUACGUGCCGAUGACACUGCUGCAUAUUGAGAUAUUGAAAAGGUUACAAUUUGUGACUUGGGGUUUAGAGAUGAUACAAGAUAGCCUGGCCCCCCAGAUCUGUUUAGAGAUGAUACAAGAUAGCCUGGCCCCCCAGAUCUGUUUAGAGAUGAUACAAGAUAGCCUGGGCCCCCAGAUCUGUUUAGAGAUGAUACAAGAUACCCUGGCCCCCAGAUCUGUUUAGAGAUGAUACAAGAUACCCUGGCCCCCAGAUCUGUUUAGAGAUGAUACAAGAUAGCCUGGGCCCCCAGAUCUGUUUAGAGAUGAUACAAGAUAGCCUGGGCCCCCAGAUCUGUUUAGAGAUGAUACAAGAUAGCCUGGGCCCCUGGAUCUGUUUAGAGAUGAUACAAGAUAGCCUGGGCCCCAGAUCUGUUUAGAGAUGAUACAAGAUAGCCUGGGCCCCUGGAUCUGUUUAGAGAUGAUACAAGAUACCCUGGGCCCCAGAUCUGUUUAGAGAUGAUACAAGAUACCCUGGGCCCCAGAUCUGUUUAGAGAUGAUACAAGAUAGCCUGGGCCCCCAGAUCUGUUUAGAGAUGAUACAAGAUAGCCGGGCCCCAGAUCUGUUUAGAGAUGAUACAAGAUAGCCUGGGCCCCCAGAUCUGUUUAGAGAUGAUACAAGAUAGCCUGGGCCCCCAGAUCUGUUUAGAGAUGAUACAAGAUAGCCUGGCACCCAGAUCUGUUUAGAGAUGAUACAAGAUAGCCUGGGCCCCCAGAUCUGUUUAGAGAUGAUACAAGAUAGCCUGGGCCCCCAGAUCUGUUUAGAGAUGAUACAAGAUAGCCUGGGCCCCCAGAUCUGUUUAGAGAUGAUACAAGAUAGCCGGGCCCCAGAUCUGUUUAGAGAUGAUACAAGAUAGCCUGGGCCCCCAGAUCUGUUUAGAGAUGAUACAAGAUAGCCUGGGCCCCAGAUCUGUUUAGAGAUGAUACAAGAUAGCCUGGGCCCCCAGAUCUGUUUAGAGAUGAUACAAGAUAGCCUGGGCCCCAGAUCUGUUUAGAGAUGAUACAAGAUAGCCUGGGCCCCUGGAUCUGUUUAGAGAUGAUACAAGAUACCCUGGGCCCCAGAUCUGUUUAGAGAUGAUACAAGAUACCCUGGGCCCCAGAUCUGUUUAGAGAUGAUACAAGAUAGCCGGGCCCCAGAUCUGUUUAGAGAUGAUACAAGAUAGCCUGGGCCCCCAGAUCUGUUUAGAGAUGAUACAAGAUAGCCUGGGCCCCCAGAUCUGUUUAGAGAUGAUACAAGAUAGCCUGGGCCCCCAGAUCUGUUUAGAGAUGAUACAAGAUAGCCUGGGCCCCCAGAUCUGUUUAGAGAUGAUACAAGAUAGCCUGGGCCCCCAGAUCUGUUUAGAGAUGAUACAAGAUAGCCUGGGCCCCCAGAUCUGUUUAGAGAUGAUACAAGAUAGCCGGGCCCCAGAUCUGUUUAGAGAUGAUACAAGAUAGCCUGGGCCCCCAGAUCUGUUUAGAGAUGAUACAAGAUAGCCUGGGCCCCAGAUCUGUUUAGAGAUGAUACAAGAUAGCCUGGGCCCCCAGAUCUGUUUAGAGAUGAUACAAGAUAGCCUGGCCCCCAGAUCGGUUUAGAGAUGAUACAAGAUAGCCUGGGCCCCAGAUCUGUUUAGAGAUGAUACAAGAUAGCCUGGGCCCCCAGAUCUGUUUAGAGAUGAUACAAGAUAGCCUGGGCCCCCAGAUCGGUUUAGAGAUGAUACAAGAUAGCCUGGGCCCCCAGGAUCUGUUUGUGCUCUCACCAACUCCAUUUCUCAUUGUCAUGAGUUGUCAUAACAACACAAUCAGACAGGUACCCAGGCUAGAUAAAAGACAGGUUGUAACAAUGUAUGUACUGACAACAACAAAAAUAUAUAUUUUGUGUCCAGCAAUAGGCCAAUAGAAGAAGCACUGAACCACCAAGGGCUUUCUUUCUUGGAUCUAGAAUACUUGUUAAAAGAGACCAAGACUAACUCUGACUGACUCCAUUUUGAUUUGUUAAAAUGGGAUUUACAGUGCCUUGCGAAAGUAUUCGGCCCCCUUGAACUUUGCGACCUUUUGCCACAUUUCAGGCUUCAA